AUGGAAGAAAGCGCGGUAUUUUGUUCUAUAUGUUUGGAGCAUGUAAGCUGGCCAAAAGCACGACCCAAGAUAUGCAAGCACACUUUUUGUUAUCAUUGCAUAAGUACAUGGGUAAAGAGGCGAUCGGAAUGUCCGUUGUGUAAGAGACCAUGUAAAAUAUUGAUGGUAAUAAGCCAGGACGGUAAAGAAUAUAAGACAUCUGUUAAGCGAAAAACUUCUGCUCAGUAUCAGAGAGAGACUGAUGAAGAGCAUUAUCUAUUUCAAGAAACGGAGGAUAUAACAGUGACAUAUGCUAGAUGUCAAGUGUGCAACUUAUCGAAAGACGAGCAUUUACUAUUGCUUUGCGACGGAAUUAUUGGACAGAAUGUAGACGGAAGCUCAGUUCGCUGUAAUGCUGCGUGUCAUUGUUACUGUUUACCAGAAAAAUUUGACAGUGUACCAGACGGAGACUGGUUUUGCCCUUUCUGUACUGACGUGAGAGCUACGCAAGAAUCAGUGUACAACGGUCGCUAUGCACGACGAAAAUGCCGAUCGUCAUCAAAUCACCAACAGUAUAUGGAUUUCAGAGAUUCUGGAGUCUUAAAUGAGGACCAGCCGGGACCGAGCAGAAUAAGUGAAAGCUUUCAGUUGAGAAGAUAUAUAGAUGUUUUCAUUAGCGAUGAAAUUUUAACGGAAUCGAGCUCCGACAGUGUUAAGAGCGGUGCGAGCGAUGAUGGGAUGGAAAACGAUUCGGAUUUUUCGCUUAAUUCCUCCAAAGAUGUCAGUGACAUACGAAUGAUUGCAGAUGAUGAUGCUGACUGGGACAAUCAAGACGAUAUGGUUUUGGCAACAGAUUCAGAUAUAGGUUAUGAUCCUGCUGGAAUGACUAAAGUAACGCAACGGAAAAGACAUAAGCAUCGAAGAAGGAUGAAAAAAAUUUUAAAAAAAGCAAAAAAAAGGAAAGAUAUACGAAAAAAAAGUGUGAAACAUCGUGGUCAAAAAGGGAAUGUUUCUGAAAAAAUUGUUAGGAGAAAAAACAAGCGAAGGAAGAACAUGCGGAAAAACAAGAGUAUGACUGGAGCUCAGAAACGUCUGGCUGAAGCUAUAGGUUUGGAUCUUUUGACUGGUCGACAAAAAAAACGGGAAAGAAAUGUGCGACAUUCCCUGUCAAAUUGCAUUCUUCGAGGAUCAUGUAAUACACCCAUGCUAUCCAUCAGAAGCGGAGAUGACUUAGAUGUACCGAUCGAAACGCGGAAUCUGCAAUCGACAGAACAUCUCAACGAUAAAACAUCCAAUGAGAAGCCAAUAGAAGAAACAGAUUUAAUCACUUCAAUUAUGUUGGAACAAGCAAAGACUUUGGCACCUGCUCGAUAUCAGCGCAUCUUACGUGACGGUACAAUCAGUGAAAGUGAGCAAAUGAUCAAGCAGAGAAAAAAAUUAGUUGACGAAAAAAUCGUGGCUUAUAAAGAAUUAUUUUCUUCGGAAGGCUUAAAGGUUAGUCUGCCAAUUUAG
Cercopithifilaria johnstoni is the source of this 1491-nucleotide messenger RNA. NCBI's taxonomy places the organism in Eukaryota, Metazoa, Nematoda, Chromadorea, Rhabditida, Onchocercidae. The record is from the annotation of a GenBank genome assembly.